UAGUUUCUGUCUGUUUUGUCCAUCAAUUUUCAUGAAGUUUGUGAGAAAUAAAGCCAAAAAUCUCAAAAACUUUACGUCAAAUUAGCAUUCUAUCGACGUGUGUGGAAAAUAUAGAAUCGUAAUGAAUACAUAGUCAAUUGGGCGUAACCAACCUAAUUUAAAGAUGCCACCAUUAUUGAGAGCAAGCCGGCCCGCGCCAACACCUACAAGUCGCCAGCCCGGGCGCCAGGAGGAUAAUGGAAGACCAGGAUUUGCUCAUGAAAAGACUCUUGUACUUGGGGUAAUUCAACUCCUGGCUGGAGUUGCCUCAAUUAUUCUGGCAACAGUCACUAUCGCUGCAAUGGCGUGGGGUUAUUUUGUUGGAACUGGAGUGUGGUCAGGAAUCUUCUUCAUGGCUUCCGGGAUUGUUGGUAUCAUUACAUCAAAAAGGAAAGACAAUUGUAUGAUUAUUUCAUUUAUGGUGCUUUCAAUUAUAUCUGCUGGCGUAUCAGCUAUUCUGUGCGGAUUUUCUAUAGCAGGUCUUUUCAUCGAUCACCUCGAAGUUGAAGCAGGAAAAGUUCCAAAGGAGAAUGUCGUUCAAGUGAUGGUGGUGCACAGCUUGGUUCUUCUCAUUGGAUUAAUCGAAGGCAUCUGUGCCAUUGUUUCAGCAGUGAUCUGUUGUCGUGCUGUGUGCUGUGGUGUCUAUGACAGUGCAUACCAACCAGGUCGCCUGGCACCGGGUGGCAAUCCUGACGUGCGAUAUUUCCCUAAUCGUUUAAGUGGUGCAGGCUUGGCCGGGGAUCAGCAGCCCAUUGCGCUGAUCACCCCGACGUCGUCUUCUCAACAAAGUGGCCUGUUUUCAUUUCACGGAGCAUACAUCAUACAGCCGGCUGAAGUCAACAAUCAGCAAGUGAUGUACAUGCUUCCCGCGCCAGGGUCGUACGCUCCAAUACACCCCGCGCCUCCACCACCUUACUCGUCUACGGAUGCUUUAGAUUCUGACCGUAUCUCCACAGCGCCACCUGUAUCCACCAUUGGGAACCUUACUCAGUCAGUUGCUAGUCAUCCUACUACAACGAACACUACCUCUAGUCGUAGUGCCACUCUUCCUCAUCAACCAGCCCAAGAGAGACCGCGACCAACGUCACGUCAUAUAUCAACAUCGACGAGUUCAAUAAACCGCGUCGUCACCCAGGAUAACACUGUCACCAGCACAACUGCAUCGACUACUUGUAACAUUUCAAAUGAGAACAAUUCAACUCAUUCACACCAAAGUAGUGAAGAACUGAACAAUGCUCGCAACCAAAGUCAUGAUGGGUCUCCCGAGGUCACCAUCAGCCUAGAGCAAGAAAAUGAAGAAGAUAAACCGUAAAAUGACAAGUAUGCAUGGUACGUGGUAACUAGUUCAAUUUCUCAAUUGUCUCAGAUAAGUAUGUGUACCUGGCUUACAGUAUUCUUUCCGCAGCACUUGUGGGAAGCAGUUGGCUACAGAAAUGUACUAAGACUAAGAUAGCUGCAUUUUCCCAAUGACUAGCAUAAACUCUAUUCCAGACAUUGGGAAAAUACAGAGAGUCUAGCCUACACAUAGUAUAUGUACAUGUUGCCUCAAAAAAAUGGAUUAUAUGCUUCACAUGUAUUGGUUUGCCAUUUGAAUCGUUUUUAUAUAAAAUUCAUGUUUUAUACUUGGUAAGACAUCAACAGUUGGGCUCUUUCUGUUUUAGCAUGCUCAUUUUAAAUUAAUGAAUGUGCUUCCAUUAUAUCAAUUGUACGAACGUUUUUUUCAUAACUUUUAAAAUGCAUUUCAUUUUCAAUAAUGUCAAUAGUUGAGUUAUAAAUUUAGGUCACAUAACAUGAUGACGUUGUAUGUCCAGUAGCUGUCGAUUGCUUACUUGAACAUGUACAUGUAAAUUGUACAUUGUAUGAUUCACUUUAUCAGAUAUGUCAGGAAGAUGAAGUUUAAGAUAGCUUUUUGAAGACAGAUUAUGGUCUUUCUGGGCUCUGAGAAAAGUAAAGUGAACUCAACACGCCAGAGCAUGAUUUCUAGUGAGAGAAAAAGUCAGUGCAUACAUGUACAUUGUACAAGUUGUAGUCAUCCCUACAUUUGGUUUAGAAUGAAAAAGACUCGAUCAAAGUCCAUAUUUUUGUACUGGGUAUGAAACAAUUGGAUGUAGGUAAACUAUUCUAAUUUGCAUUACUACAAGGCACACUGACAUAAUUCAUGUAAUUUACGAAAUGUCAAAGUUUCAAUAAAACUGUCAUUGAUUUUGUCAAGAGGCCUGCAUGCAGGCCUUACCUUACCGUUACAUGGACCAAUGCUACAAACCAGUCCUCCACUGUCUAGGGGUUAGCCUAUUCAUAGAAAGACAAUGGAAUUGGAAAGACAAUUUAUAGUGGUAGAACAAUCUUGGUCUACGUCACCAUGUACAGUACAUGUGAUUGAAGGACUGGUUUAUUGGUUUAUAGACAACAUGUGAACUGCAGUAUGGGUACACAGAAUUGAAACAACCUGCACUGGACCAUCUCUUUAAUAAAACAAAACAACAUGUAGCACUUUGCCCUGUACAUGUAGCAUGCAUUUUAUGUAGGCCCUACUUACAAUGUAGACUCACACUUGCAUGACUGCUUGAACUGUUUUUAGCUCAGCUGACAAAGUCAGCGGAGCUAGUAGAAUAGCUGUUCAAAUGGUGUCCGUCCUGCAAUCCAUCCAUCCAUCUAGGGACCCAUCUGUGGACAAAAUUGGACAUUUCUGACCGGGAAAGCCCAGCCACUUCGUUGACGGUGCUAAAUUAGGAGUUGCCCAAGGUGAACUCAAAAAAUGAAAAAUCAGCGCGAUCCGACCUAUAUUAAGAGAAUGAGGUCAUUUCGCGUUUAGAUUUCUUUCCCUUUUUACCUCGGUCCACAGAGCAAAUAUUGAUUUCAAAUAUGGCUGAAUAUUUUUGAAUAUUUUUUCAUUUUUUACUUUUAAUGGAAUUAAUAUAGUUUUCACCGCCAGUUGGCGCUGCAGGCACAUUGACUGAAUUUUGGCGAUUUCAAAUUUGGCGGUGGCUCAACUUUUUUGCAAGCAGUGCUGCUGAUUGGCCGAUCGAUAGUAGAGAUGCCACCAUUUAAAAAUGGCGGUAGUCGCUGCUUCAAUGAAGGUGAGUGAACUUUCUCAUGUUCAAUCGGUUGAUACUCUUUUAAUCAACAUGACCAUGUACCUGAAAUUUGUGAAGGUACUGCAAAGAGUCUAUAUAAUUCAGAUUUAUCAAUAGUUUUUUAUAAUAUUGCGGAAAUUUUGUGCACAAAUUAGCGAAAGUUGGUGCUCGUCUCAUGUCAUUUUAGAGCGAGAAAUUUGUUUCCGUCGAUCUCUACCACUGAAAAAUCGCUUGCAUAGCUUCGAAGUUUUGUGAAAAUAAGUAUCUGAACUUGGUUUCAAAUAGUCUAGAGAGUUACCUUUGUGGUGAUACAUAUAGUAUGUGAUAAAUAUUUGUGGAAUUUGUGAAAUUCGGCUUUCAAACGUGCCGAUGAUGCAAGCGAUCUCACGUGAAUUUUGCAAGUCCUGAUUUGUCGACCGGGUGUCAAGAAUCACUCGCCUUAAUUCAGUUCAAAGAUCGAAAAUAAUAUCUGAACUUAGUUUCAAAUAGCCUACGCAAUUAUCAUUUCGGUGAUAUAUAAUGCAUGCAUGUAAUAAUUGAUUAAUCUGCCUAAAACGCGCAAUUAAAACGGCGAAAGAUCUUGAUAAACACCGCUGGUGGCGGUCGCACUAAAUAACGACCGGUAGGGUCCGAAGUCUGGCGGAGAAAAAAAGGUAGCGCCCGGAGGUUGAAACGGGAUUUUUAUGCACUUUUAACUGUAUAUUUAUGUUGUUUAGAUGUAUUUCUAACAGUUCUGUAACUUUGAUGACCAAGCUUGCACCCAAAGUUGGUAAAAUUGAUGCUUGUUUAUGGACUGCGCGAGCUACCGGAGAAUUCGCCGUCGGCCAUUUUGGCUACGGUCCCCGAGUUGUUGUGGUUGGCAAUUUUGCAACAAAUCUCGCCAUUUACGUUUGUUUUCUCCCUAUCUGGUCAUUGGCCGGGAAAAAAAUUAUUUUGAAAGUCACAUUAUACAUCGUAGUAUGAAUUCCACUGCAGUUUCGUUAGGCAGCAAUGCUCAUGUUUUUGGUUUGCAAUCCUGUACUGUCUACACUGCGCUGUGCAUGGUUGUACUGUUGGCUGUAAAAAAAGACAAAAACGAUAGCCUAAGAGGAUAACUCAACAGGCCCUCAUGAUUCAAUUGAUGGACACCUUAUUUGAUAGUACCUCAUCAUUAAGUCCACUAGAUCCUGUUCUGUCACAUGUCGUAGACGAUAGACAAUUUCCAAAAUGUAGUACACCACUCGCUCAUCUUUAAGCCCAGCUCUCGGCUCACAUCAUAUGGGCACGGUUGGCUGUUGAGUGUUAUGGUUCAGUCUGUGAGACUAAUUUAAAGAGGUUACACUUUAAUUUUGAAUUGGAAAACAGCCCACAGGACUGACUUUUCACUGAGUAAUAAGUGUGCCCUUCAAAGGUUAAGUCUCUUUCUGGAUUUGCUUCCAUAGAUGCCUUGUUCAGGAUAUCAUCUGACCGAUGCCUGGUCAAGCACAGACUGUAUCCGGUGGUGUACAUUUCCCCGUCUAUGUCACCCUUUUUUAUUCAGUCAGUGUUAAUUUCUCUUAUCUUUUUUUACAGAUUUACUGUUGUUGGUUAUUGCAAGAGGAGUCGUUGGCACAUUUCAAGUCCAGGAAAGCACUUGCUGUUCCCACAUUCAGAGUAAGGUGUGCUUACUCGUUUUACUGCUUUCCAUUCCCGGAGAGCGUUAUCAAAUAUCUGCCGCAAGGCUACAAAUAUCUGCCGCAAGGCGCUUCAAAUAUCUGCCGAAAGGCAUCAAAUAUCUGUCACACCAAUAAAGUUCAUUUUGUUAACCAACUCUUUAUCUUAUCUUUUCUUCACAUACAAAAAAGACCGUCCCAAAAAUUUGGCUGCACAUCCACUUCAUCAAUGUCCAGACAACAGUCGGUUCAUUUGACCAUUGUAAAGCACCAGGCCCCACCUCACAAAAUACACUGUAAUAAUUAUGUACCUUGUGUCCAUGUGCAUGUUAUUAGUUCCACCUACGCUGCAUGAAGACAAGGACUCCACUCUUUGACGUCACCACACAACUCCUUGACGUCAUCACACACCCCACUACUGCAACAGCAAUAGAAAUGACUUUACGUCAUAUAGCAGGGUGACGUCAACUCAGUACUUCAGCAUGCACUGAUAUAGCAAGAAGGUCUUCGCACCAGCACUUCUGCGUGCUAGACGUUAUAGCUUCACGUUGCCUCAUAAUAACGGUACCGACACACACUUGGCCCUUGCCUUCACCUAUCCAUUUCAGCUGAGCGCCAGGCCCUUGGGCCUCUUGUUAUGACUUUCACUUGAAAACAGAGGCAGACAUUCUCUAACUGUAUCAGCAUUGAACGCCUCCAUUAUCUCAUUCUCACUGCCGGUGUAAAUACGUACAUUGUGGUAUUAUAGAAUUGAUUCUUAACCCUUGUUUCCAAGGCAAUUUAUGUCCCUUGCAUUCCUGUGAAGUGGAUUUCAGGGGGGGGGGCAGCGGCAAGCAAGCCUUCAUGUAUGGUGUAAAACAUUUGUUUGACAUCAUUGGAAUUUGAUGGUGUGUAUUUAUUGUCAUAAUAUACUGUAUUAUAAUGGUGUAAAUAGAAAAUUGUAAAUUAUAAAAAGGUUUUUUUACAGCGUGUUGAAAAUAUUUUUUACCUUCAAUUUUUCUAAUUUAGUUUGCAUUGUCUGACGAGGUCAAAACCUAUAAAUAGUUUGAUUCAUAUUCUGCCACUGGGUGAUUCAACACUCAGUCAGUAGUGCUUUGACUCGAGUUCCUGUUGAAACAUUGUUUACAAAAUUGGUGAAUGGGCUGAAAAUAUGUGAAUUUUCAAGAUACAGGACUAGGUGACAUCUAAAUUUUGCUGAAAAAUCUCCACCUUUUGCCCAUUUCACCAAAUCUCUUGGAUAUACAACAUAGAUACUGGUCAAUAUGAAUGUACUGUUAAGUGGUCCACUUAGAAAUCCAUUCACCAAUUACAAUCCGUAACUCUCAUUUUCAGUGAAUUUGUUCUCAGUGGCAGUGCUAAAUGCCUUGUCCUGUCAUGCCUGUGACCACGUCACCCUCCUUGAUUUUAGCAUGCCGGGGCCUCCCAUAUCUCAUUUAUUUAAAGCGAUUGUGCAAUACAUGAAUGAUAUCAACCAUGUUAGUCAAGAUCAAUUUAAAAUUUAUGCAAUGAGUGCUGAAAAGAUGGUGUCAUGAUCGAUAACUGUGUUGAGUUUAUGGGUCGUUGUUUUGUGUAGCUUCACCACUACAUGAUGAUCUUGCAUCAGGCCUCAAUAACUCUGGAUGCUGCAAUAGAAGAGGUCUUGUUUUGCACUGACAAGACUGGCUUGUGAUCUUUCCAGCUUCCUAGCCACCUCCCACUCUGACAUGUCUGAUGGUGUCCCAAGUUCCUCUGACAUGUCUGAUGGUGUCCCAAGUUCCUCUGACAUGCCUGAUGGUGUCCCAAGUUCCUCUGACAUGUCUGACGUCUGUUUGGUAAAAAUUGCUCAUUUGCCAAAGUGGCAUGCCUAAUUUCACCUGGGUGUAAUGUUUUCUUGACCUAAGGUUUGAGUCCAUGCUGAAAUACAAGCCAUGCUAGAGGAGCAUCACUGAAACAAGCAUUCAUAAGGUGGUGUGUUUCACAGGAAUACAAUACAUAUACCCAAGUACACUUUUCAUAAUGAAUACAGAGACAGAUUUUGGUCAAUAUUGCUUAUGUGCAUUGAUUGAGCAGUUUGUGUUGUGGUACAGACUAGCUUAAUGAAAUAUGCAACCAUCGUUAGCAUCUCUGCUGCUGAAGUUAUAGCUUUAAUUUGCAAGAUAUCCCACACAAGCUGUUUAUUCACUGGUUGUCAUGGUAACAGUCACAUUGUCAGGAGUUGAGAUGGGCUGGUGCCACUACCUCAAGUCACUGUUACUGUAUUCAGAUGGUAGAACUCAGGCCACUCGUCCUCACUCUUCGGUUGGGAGAGCUGAGGUCUGUUCAAGAUAUCUACAGGUAUGGCUCUUGAUUCUCACCUGCGUAAUGCACGUACACUACAUGUAUACAUACUGUACAUGCAGUUGUAAAAAAUCAGAAGAAAGAGUAUGUGGCCAUCAGUGUCUGAUAGGUGUGCCCCAUGAUGGAUCCUAUGGCUGACUCAUGACAGUGUCGCACAAAAACCGUAUUCGGAUUCGAUCAGAUUCGCCCCGAUUCCUAACCGGAUGUGGUAUCAAUCAGCAACGAUGGGGCCUAAUCGGGUCUAAUGAGGCUGCACUUUUCUUGGUUCCUGCGACAAUCCGUUAGAUGUCGCGAAUUUCAACCCUGAUGUAGGCCCUACCUCGGAGUUGACUAAGGAUUUACUCAAUGGUGAAUCCUCUAAGAAGUUAGAUGAAGUGAUUUUGCUGAUAACAUGAAGUUAGAACCUCACUUCUGAAGCUAAUGUGAUUGGUCUUCCGACUGAUACUUCCUCUUGUUCUUACCUUCAACUCUCGGUUCAAACAAGGAGUUCAUCGCCACAACAGGCCAUUGUGAUUCCGUGAUUAAUCUUGAGGGCUGUCAGAAGUUCCUCACUUCAACACGCUGAACGAUAGCAAAGAUUCCUCCCGAUCUGUAAUCUUGACAUAUGUCUUGCCGAGGCUUCACCUUCUUUGCCAUUUCACUAUGAUAAGGAAGUUCUUCCUGAGGAUGCAGGAAUUCUGUGUUUUGAGUUGACCCCAAAUGUACAGUAUGCAUUUUUUGUAGGAUCAUCUAACCAUGGCCAAAUGUCCCAACCCAAAGUUGACAUUCAAACACCCAGUUUGAUAAUUAUCAGCUUAUUUGGAUAACAACUUCAUUUCAGAUCAUGUAUGUCAUGUAUGUGGAAUGUGAAUUUCAGUAGUACAAUUAGUCAUCGACCUCCUUUUCCUGCCUGUGAUUCACCUGCCACUACAUGUUGAUCACCAGUGUUGGUGGUGUGUCAGCUGUGAUAUUUUGUCGAGCGGAGAACGGCUUAUCAGGCCAAUCCCUGAUUGUCAUGCUUGUCUGAAUACUCUAAGCAUACAUGUAGCAUUUUAAAGCAACUACAUGUAGGAGUAAUACUCCCCCUGGCUGGGAUGCUGGCCUAACGCAGGUUAACUUCCCAGGCUAGCCUCGUGGUACCCUGAGAAGCAAGGACGAUUAAGUGCCUUGUCCAAGGACACUAAGAUGAAACAGUGCUGAUUCAUCCGAGUGUCGAAACUACAUCACAACCUGCUGGUUAGUAUAAGCCCGCCACUCUAACCACUCUGCCACUGAUCGAAGUCAGGGUUGUGUGCAGGGCCGCAGAAGCAAACAUUAACCCCUGGUUUCCUCAGCAUGUUAUUUACUGUGUUUUCAAAUAAUAAGCUCAGCCGGAGAGGUGUUCAAUAGCUUCCUUCCUAGUGUUCCCUGCAAAAAAGUCAAGAAUUCUCUGGCAUUCCUGGCCAUUCCUGAGCCUAUAUGACCCAAUUUAGCUCAGGAGAUCCUUGAUACAGACAAUAAAUGCCAUCUGGAAAUAACCCAUUUCCCGGAGCAACAAUAUAUGAGCGAUGCGAAUGCCAUUGUUGUGAAUUAAUUCUGGUCAUGACCAGUGUGGAUUCCCACUUGGUAUCACUCCAUCUCCUCAUCUGCCUUGUUUUGUAAACAAUAUGACAAUGGAUACAGUGGAUUGUAGAUUGUGCAUCUGGAACAUACAGCAUGUUUGUACAUGUAAAUCUGAUUAAGAAAUGAUCUCUUUGAGGAUGGUGCUUGAUCCUAAAAUGUUAGCAAGGGUCCUGCCCAUAGACAAGCCAAAAUUAUAAAUUUCCAUUCCACUGGAUUGCCAUGUAGCACAACAAUCAACAGUAUGAAAUCACCCCGAUGUAGAAAAAUGUGUUGUGGACGUAAGGAGGAACCAGACUGGGAUUUGAACCCACGACCGACUGGCCUUAGAUAGAGUCGUGUACGACUCACUACCACCUCAUGGAGGCCUACGAUGUCUACCGUUAAACAGGAUUGAACUCAUCGCUGUCACAUGAGCUGUUGCUGCACAUCAAUGUCAUGAAGUGUUCAACAUGUUCAUUGAUUUUAGUGCACUUGGUUUGAACCAGGGGUGUCAGAUAAACAAAUCGGGAGAUGAUAGAAGAAGAUUUGAUCUAAGGCGGCUUCACAAACUGCAUGGGUAUCUGUAUUGGUAAGUUGUGUCCUGGGCAAGGCAAACAUGUGUUAUAUCACUAUAAGUUAAGAGUCUCAUCUAAUUUUGUUCCCAGGGCUUUGAAGUUCUAGUCUCGUCUGAUUCCCCAAAACUUUACUUUUACUGAAUUGCUGUUGAAAAGUAUGAACAAGUUUUCAAGUAUUUUCAGCCAAUCAAAGGCCAUCAGACAUGUCUGGUACUUCAAGUAAUUUGACUGCAUGUAAACAUUUUUGUAUUACAAGCUUUUUGUCAUGUUUCUCAUGGUUCAUGUAAUCAGGAUUAAUUCUUGGUGUAAUGUCAUGUACAAUGUAUUUAGAUCUGUAUAUUGUGAAUGUACAUAAAUCUGAUGUGAUUUAGAAUGAGUACAUGCUGAGGAAAUCUGAGUUUAAUGGUUGCUUCUCUGACCAGAGAAGGGAACCCCUGAUUUCGUCAGGGUGGAAUUGGUCAGGACAAAUCUUUAUUAAUUCUCGAUGUUAUGUACAUGUACAAAGGUCACUCACAUCACAUCACUUUUUAAAUAAUGAGUAUAAAAAUGAGGAAUUAGAUCUGAAAAGUGCAUAGUUUAGACCUAAAUGUGACUUUAAACUCGCACUGCUGACUUACUAGUUGGCUAUCUUUGGCUUUAUUGCACCAAAAUUGCAAAGUGUUUUUGAAAUUCAUUUGUCAUGCUGUUUUCAUGCCAGUGGAUUGAUCGUCAAUGUUUUGUUCCAAGAGUUUUCAGCCAUAACUCUGAGCAAAUUGUGUUUGAUCUGAAUGAUGUGGUACAAUAUGCACUCCUACCUGCUACUCCACUAGGGAAAGCGAGUCCAAUCAGUCAUGGUGCAAGUAAGGACUUGUGGCUGUCUUGGUGAUUGUUCUAAGUGUCACAUGCUGGGGGAUGUGGCAAACCUUUCCCUCAGCAUGAAUUGUAAAUAAAUUGCUUUUGGUGUUACAUGCUAUACCCCCAUGGAUGAAAUCAAGCUUGGGUUGUGUCAGACACAUAAAUCUUAUCUUGUUAUGCUGUCUUAUGAUGUCUUAUCUCUUAGGCCUAUACAGAAUCUCUUGAUUUGAAUGUGACAUAAAAAUUACCAGGGAAACGUCUGCUUGCAGAAAUCAGUUGUCCGGAGAAGUCUUGUGGUUCUAUGGUGGCUGGUAUUUUGGGUGGAAACCAUGCGUACGUCCUCUCAACGGUCAAAAGACCUCGGUCGACUUCAUGUUAGUUUAGACAAUUGUUAUGGCCGAGUGGUUGUGGAGAGAGAAGAACAGAACAGUUUGAUGAAGCAGUUGCAAAAUGCCAGUAGAAAAUGUCUGCAUUGCUCACACCAAUAUGGUUUUAGCAGGUUUUCAACAAAAAAAGUACUAAUUUAGCGACUAGCGUUUGACAAAGUUAUAAAAUUCACGCCAAAAAAUUAAGAUGAAAUAGGAUGUAGUUUUGUGCACAAUCUCAUUUAUGGUGUCUUCCAAUUAAGAUCAAUGGAUAAACAAUUUCAAUUAUAUGUCAAACAAAAAUGCUUGUAGAAGUUUAUACAAGUUGUUUUUAGUGUGUGUAUUCAAAUGUGAUGUUAUUUAUAUAUGCAAUUAAUGUACAAAUAAUAAGUGUAUAGGACUACUUGUAUUAAAAUGAAUGGUGCUCUGUUAAAAGAUCACAAGUAUUGUACUAUUGCACGAUGUUUAUGAUAUCAGUAUGCCAUGAUAAAGUAAAUAAAAACUGAUGUCAAGAAA
Messenger RNA from Lineus longissimus, 10910 nucleotides. RefSeq lists its product as uncharacterized. The transcript has 2 exons. Bases 164 to 1351 code for a protein of 395 amino acids. Gene Ontology annotation, cellular component: membrane. NCBI's taxonomy places the organism in Eukaryota, Metazoa, Nemertea, Pilidiophora, Heteronemertea, Lineidae. The record is from RefSeq and is a predicted model, not a curated record.